UGUUGUGCAACAAGGGUAGGAACAUAUGACUGGACUCACACAUGUAAAUAUGGCACGAGAUGACUGUUGUGAUUGUGACAAUGCUCCGAAAUGUUGAUGCCCGAAGAAUCCCUUCGUUGAAGUAAUCCAGUAUUUAUUGUUAAUUGAUCAGAGUGAUUGACGAGGUUAAAAUGAAUGUCACUAGGCUGAAGGAGCUCAGGAAGAGUGUCACACUCUGCAGGAGCUAUUGUUAUAAAUUGAACGAGGCACGUGUAGCCGAUUUUCCAACCACUUACGAUACACGAGGUGUACAGGAGCACUGGGAUAAAAUCUGGAAGAACAAUGCCUACUUCACCCCCAAAAAUGACUCAGCCUCCUUCAGGAUGAUCCUGCCCCCUCCGAACGUAACCGGAGUUCUGCACCUGGGUCACGCAUUGACCGUGACAAUCCAAGAUGUCCUGGCAAGAUGGCACAGAAUGAGAGGGGACUCAGUCCUCUGGGUGCCUGGGCUGGACCAUGCUGGCAUAGCCACCCAAGCAGCUGUGGAGAAGUACCUCUUCGCCACCAAAGGCAUCACAAGAAAGCAAAUGGGAAAGGAGGAGUUACUCUCAGCUAUUCAGGAAUGGAAGACAACCAAAGGGACGACUAUCGUGACUCAACUGAAGUGCUUGGGAGCUAGUUUGGAUUGGUCCCGAGAGUAUUUCACAAUGAGUAAAGAACAUAAUGCCGCUGUGACAGAGGCCUUCAUCACUCUGAAUGAGCGGAACCUCCUAUAUCGCAAGAAAGAUCUGGUCAACUGGUCACCAGCCCUCCAGAGCACCAUCUCAGAUAUGGAGGUGGAACUCCUGGAGGUCUCGAAGAGAACUGAAAUUCUCCUACCAGGGUAUCAGAGGAAAAUUCCCUUCGGUGAAAUGGUGGAGGUGGCCUUUCAAGUGAAAAAUUCUGACGAAGAAGUAGUUAUAGCGACGACUCGGGUGGAAUCGAUGCUGGGGGAUGCAGCCCUUGCUGUCCACCCCGAGGACGCGAGGUACUCCCAUCUAAUUGGGAAAGAAGUAUUUCAUCCGCUGAGAGAAUGCUUCAUUCCGGUCAUCGCGGAUCUUUCGGUGAGACGAGAUUUUGGCACUGGGGUUCUGAAGAUAACACCAGCUCACGACCGAUUGGACCUCGAAAUCGGCAGAAAACACAAUUUAGAAUUAAUAGAAGUGAUAAAUGAAGAUGGAACGAUGAACGAUCGAGCGAAGUCUUUCAAGGGCCUCCAGAGGUUCAUCGCGAGGCAGAAAAUCCUCGAUCACCUGGCGGACAAAGGGCUGUUGCGAGCUGUGAAGGAUCAUCCCAUGGUGAUCCCCCUCUGCUCCAGGUCUGGAGACGUUGUGGAGUACCUCAUCAAAGAGCAGUGGUUUGUGAGGACCCAGAAAAUGGCGGAGAAACUGCUGGCAGCCACGAAAAACAAUCUCCUGAGAAUAGAGCCGGGGAAAUUGGAGGAGCUCUGGAUCGAGAGGCUGGAGAACACAAAAGACUGGUGUGUGUCCCGGCAGCUCUGGUGGGGCCACAGAAUCCCUGCCUUCAAAUGCUCGAACUCAUCUGAGACCCGUUGGAUUGUUGCUCGAACGCUUUCAGAGGCUCAGGAGAUCGCGAGCAAAUUUGGAAGUGGGUGGGACGUCCAGCAGGACGAAGACGUCUUGGACACCUGGUUCUCUGCUGGAUUAUUACCCCUGUCUGCCAUGGGAUGGCCCAGAGUAAAUUGUCGUGGAUUUUAUCCGCUGAGUCUCAUGGAGACCGGACAUGACAUCAUGAGCUUAUGGGUCGCGAGGAUGGCGAUGCUGUGCGACGAGCUGACGGGGCAAUUGCCCUUUGAGGAAGUUCUUCUACAUGGAGUUCUCUGCGACGCACAGGGCAAGAAGAUGUCCAAGAGUUUGGGAAAUGUAAUUAAUCCGGAGUAUGUGAUCGAUGGAAUUAGCCUCGAGGAGUUGAAUAAGAGGGCGCAGGAAAGCUUUGAUACUGGGGUAUUGAGUAAGAGUGAACUCAAAAGGACGCUCUCUGUUAAUUCUAAGACGUUUCCGGGGGGAAUUCCCGAAUGUGGAGUGGAUGCACUGAGAUUCACGCUUUGUGCACAUAAUAUCAAGAGUGAUAGGAUCAGUUUUAAUGUUAUUGAGUGCAAAACUAAUAAACAUUUUUGUAAUAAGAUCUGGCAGGCGUGCAGAUAUGUUCUUCUAGUCACCGAUGAUGGGGGGAUUGAGCAACCCACGAGUCUAUCCGCUGUGGACCAAUGGAUUCUCAGCAAAAUGGAGCUGAUGGUCGAGAGGGUCAAUCAGAAUUUCGCGGAGAGGAAUUUUUAUCGAGCUGUUAAUGCUGUUAGACAAUUCUUUUAUUAUGAAUUCUGUGAUUUUUAUCUCGAGGCAACCAAGUUCGGAUUGAAGAAUGGGGAUAAGGACACUGUUGAGGGGCAUAAGUGGACCCUGGGGAAGUGUUUGGAGGUAUCUUUGAGGGUGCUGGCUCCGGUGAUGCCAUAUCUGAGCGAGGAUUUGUAUUCAAGGUUGGGGAGGAAACUUCCGGGAUUUCUGGAUGUUCCUUCGUUGAUGGAGGCUCCUUAUCCCAGACAGGGUGAGGUGGGCCAACGGAAUGAGGUCCUGGAACAACGGUUUGAGGAUAUAUUGAGAGUUGUGACGAGGAUGAGGAAUAUUCUGAGCCAAGUUAGCAGGAAAUCCCUCUUAGAAGUUCACGUUGUCCUGGAGGAAGACGAAAGGUAUCAACUGUUCGCUGAAAAUAUUAACUUUAUCGUUGCAACGACGAGAGUUCCAAAUUUGAAGAUUGUGCGGAGAGAUGAAUAUAUUGUUGGUGAGGAAAGUGUGUGUCAUGAAGAAGCUGAUUGUAAGUUGUAUUUUGUAUUGAGUGAUAAACAAGUUGAAGAUCAGAUGAAGAAGAAAAUACUCUCUAUGUGA
Diachasmimorpha longicaudata is the source of this 2918-nucleotide messenger RNA. RefSeq names its product valine--tRNA ligase, mitochondrial-like (gene ValRS-m). Gene Ontology annotation, molecular function: valine-tRNA ligase activity; aminoacyl-tRNA deacylase activity; ATP binding. The transcript has 2 exons. Gene Ontology annotation, biological process: valyl-tRNA aminoacylation. The record is from RefSeq and is a predicted model, not a curated record. Gene Ontology annotation, cellular component: cytosol. Lineage: Eukaryota; Metazoa; Arthropoda; Insecta; Hymenoptera; Braconidae. The coding region runs from base 171 to 2918 and encodes 915 amino acids.